CCACUGCAAAAGGGGGAUGAAUGAAUCCACGUAGGAGUGUCCCAGGGCCCUCCUCAAACAGAAAAGCCCUUGUGAACACUCACACUGGGGGGUUCUUACUUGACCACGUGACCGUGUAUCCAAGGAUAGCCCAAACUUGGAGACCGCCGAGUAAUGGACACGUUUUCCAGCAUGCUGCACCGGAAAAAAGCGCAAAUGGAGAUAAAUUAAUAAAAGCCUUUCUUCAAUGCCGAGAGCAUCUGGAAAUAACUUUAGGAGUCUUCAACUAACGAGUUCCAGCAAAAAAAUGUCUAAGUUGGAACUUCCUUAACAAUAAAUGAUCUCCUUUUGUUCGUGGAAAUAACAGGGUCCGUAUUAUCAAACAUUAACUUCACAGUGUAAUUAGCGUUUUCACUUUAAUAAGUGCAGUACUUUGGAGUCUUCACACACGCAGAGGAACAAUGUGUACCAAACGCGAUCACUCGGGAUGCUCAAGAUGAACUACUGGAGACCCGUUCAGUCUGUAAGAUGAAUAGUAGACCCAGGUUCUGACAUGAGAUGAACCCAAAACAGUCGGCAUCAGCGACUAAUUAGCAGUCUGUGGAGGCAUUUCCGAAAUCGAAGUUCAUUUGAGAAUGAGGAACAAGUAUGCAGUCAUCAUUAUCUGCAUUGUGGCACUUGUCAUCAUUGAAAAGGAAAACAACAUUAUUUCAAGGGUCUCGGACAAGCUGACACUCAGACGGAGCCCGAAGACGGAGCCUCCACUGCCCUACAAUGCUUCCGAUGCUCUUGUAAUAAUGGACGACAACGGUUCCUAUCCCGAAGACCUGUAUGCUGAGAACGCCAUUCAGGCAGGGCGAAAGCACAUCCUCUUGAUGGCAACCACUCGCACAGGAUCUUCCUUCGUUGGCGAGUUCUUCAACCAACAGGGCAGCAACAUGUUUUACCUCUUUGAGCCGCUCUGGCACGCAGAGAGGAUGCUAUCGAUUGGCUCGAGUGGGACAAAUGCCAGCACUUCUGUUUGGGUGUACAGGGAUGUCCUACAGCAUCUCUUCUUGUGUAACUUCUCUAUGUUGGAGCGCUUCAUCAGCCCUCCUCCACGGGACCACAUCACCCCUGCCCUGUUCCGCAGAGAGUCUAGCAAGGCCCUAUGUGAGGAGCAAGUGUGCUCUCCAGUUGUAAAAGACGUUUUUGAGAGGUACCAUUGCAAGACGAGACGUUGCGGGCCGCUCAAUCUGACUUUGGCGUCCGAUGCCUGCUUAGGAAAACAGCACAGGGUGAUCAAAACAGUGAGGGUCCGACAACUAGACACACUUCGUUCUCUAGCAGAUGACCCUCGGUUGGAUAUCAGAUUCAUCCAGCUGGUUAGAGACCCUCGAGCCAUCCUCGCAUCAAGGAUGGUGGCCUUUGCAAGUAAGUACCAGAACUGGAAAAGCUGGGCAGUGAAUGGAGAUGUUCCUAUAGAGGAUGAAGAGGUCAAACGUCUUGAAGGAAACUGUAAUAAUAUCCGCAUCUCUGCCGAGUUGGGCUUAAGUCAGCCGGAAUGGCUGAAAAACCGUUAUAUGCUAGUACGCUACGAGGAUAUCGCCAGGUACCCCAUGCAAAAAGCAGCAGAAAUGUACAGUUUCACAGGGCUUCCGAUGACGACACAAGCACGGGAUUGGAUCCUCAAAAACACGCAUGCAUCAACCGAGACAAGUGGGGUGUAUUCCACCCAAAAAAACUCUUCAGAACAGGUGGAGAAAUGGCGACUUAGUAUACCGUUCAAACUGGCCCAAGUUGUACAGAAAGUCUGUGGACCGACCAUGAAACUUUUUGGGUAUAGAUUUGUAGACAGUGAACAGACACUUUUGAAUAGAUCUUUUAGUUUGCUUGAAGAAAAACAAUUUAUCUAGACACAGAUUUGACAUUUUUUGAUGCAUACAUUGUUACAGGACAAUCAAGCGUGAAAUAUGACAAUGUUUUGUUUUUAUUUGUGAACUAAAAAUAUGCAUAGCAGAGACACUGGCACACUGUAGCACACUGGGAUGUUGCUUAUACUGAGGUACUUCUGGCAUGCAUCACCUGAUUUAUUUAAACAUAAAGCCUAACUGAGAUUAUUAUGAGUGACUGUAGAUGCCUUCGUAUUAGAUACAAAGUUUGAUGAGGACAAAAAUCAUCCAUACUCAGAUGAGACACGAUCUGCCUGGGAAUGUAGGUAUGUUUGUGUGUACCUGAAAACUUUCUUUUUCUGAAGAAAAAGCUAAUCAUUAUUACACAAAAGGGAAGCAAAACAAGCAGGCGUUUUAUUUAUGUGUGGUGCAGAUGCUGCUAAAGUAAUGUGUGGUCAGCAGAGUUGUUUCAGGCUGCUUUGUUGAAAUUAAAGCACAAAAUUGGCUGUGGGAGUUUGUCAUCUCUUAUUAUUGUAAGAUAUAAUUUAUUUUUUCAGUGUAUCUAGAUAUUAACUGAGGAAAAACUUCCACUGUGCGAAGAGGCAGUCAGUAUAAAAAGCAGCUUUUGACAUGCAGCUGUGUUCCCGGAGUACAAUCGUGACAUUAUUCUCUAAAAAACUGAAGUGUAGAAUAGACCUCUGUCCAUCCAUAUUUUUACAUCUGUUUAAUAUUUAAUUUUUUAAAGCACAAAAAUAGUACAUGACAAGAAAAGUUUGGAAAAUUUAAACUUACAUGUCUUUAUGCUUAGAAACUUUCACUAAAGUUAAUAGCUUAAAAACUAAUUUUAUUCUUCUAAAAUAAAUAAAUAAAUAAAAUGACUCAACUGUCAUU
Labeo rohita (rohu) is the source of this 2741-nucleotide messenger RNA. It is a transcript of the gene chst3a, whose product is annotated as carbohydrate (chondroitin 6) sulfotransferase 3a. Gene Ontology annotation, molecular function: chondroitin 6-sulfotransferase activity; N-acetylglucosamine 6-O-sulfotransferase activity. Gene Ontology annotation, cellular component: Golgi membrane. The transcript is spliced from 3 exons. The coding region runs from base 615 to 1874 and encodes 419 amino acids. Lineage: Eukaryota; Metazoa; Chordata; Actinopteri; Cypriniformes; Cyprinidae. The record is from RefSeq and is a predicted model, not a curated record. Gene Ontology annotation, biological process: N-acetylglucosamine metabolic process; carbohydrate metabolic process.